AUGGUGCUGAUUGUGAGUAUCAAGAGCCUGAGAGGUAUAGCUACGCAAUUCCAUGCGCAGGACCAUCUCCAGCGUAACGCUGAACCCUUCGAUAGGCCUCGGGAUACCCCAACUGAGAUACUUGAUCGACUGAGUCAAUUGGAGACUCUCCUGGGCCAGCAGAAAGACACGAUCACUGAGUUAUCAGCACGAAUCGCACCGAUUUACACUCAGACGGGAUACUCAACCAAUUGUUGUGUUGCCUCUUCGCUCCCAUUGCAUGCACCACAUUCGUUCAAUCCAUCAGAUCACGCCCGUGUUCAUACUGCUUCGACAAGUUCCACGCCGCGAAGAGUCUCAUAUAACGAUGAGGAACCCCUGAUUAUCCCUCUAGGGCACAACACUCCAACAACAAGUCUAUUUGGCCUUAGUAGAGUGAAAAGCCUGAUAGGGGAGUACCAGCAAGACCUGUUCAUGCAGUUGGAAUCUGAACAGGAGCUCGCCCUCUCGAUGAAGGGCCCACAGCAAAAUCACUGGGGAUCCCAGCCGCAACCUCAAAUUACUUACCAAUUUGUUGAUCAUUUUUUUAUGCGUGUUCAUCCUUACUUUCCGAUUAUCAAACAUCAGUAUUUUCUCAAGGUCUACGGGGCAUUUCUGGUCACGCCACAAACGAGUAAUGCCUCGAUGCUUCUGUGUCUGGUCGUAUUUGCUUUAGGUAAAAUCUCCUCGCAUUCAGAUGGGUGGCUCGACAUUGAGUCUGAAAUAGACUUGAAUGGAAUGGAGUAUUUUCUCCCUGCAUAUAAUCACCUUAUAUCUGCAUGGGUGUCGUCAUUUUCGAUUGAUCUUUGUUUACCCCUGGCGCUGUUUUACGCGUCCAUUUAUCUUCGAUAUUUAGGACGUCCGUUGCAAGCCUGGAAGUUCAUACAUAUGGCGUCUACAAGUGUACAAAUCAUGUUCUCUCGAUUAGUACAUCUUGACGCCACUCCAUCAGAAGACCGUGCUAUUCUCCUUAGGCUUGCCUGGGGCUGCUACAUCCUCGAAUGUGAUGACCUUGCAGAAUUUCAUUUACCACGUAGUGGCAUUGAAGUAUUUAUAGAUAGAUUGCCUUUCCCAUCAUUCACUGAGCCAAACCACAAGAUCAGUUACGUGUUCCUUGCAAGGUGCUCUGUUCGGAGACUCCUCAAUCGAGUGCAUGCUGCGAUCUAUUCAACGAACGAACAUAGGGUCUUUAACGCUAGUUUUCCGGCCCCAACACCUCACCAGGCCUCUGAAUUUCUAUGUAUUUCAGUGGCGCCCUCCGAAAUAGUUUUGAUAGAGUUGACUCGCCAAUUAGAAGUAUGGUUUGGCUCCAUUCCAGAACUUGUUAGACCGGAUCUCCAUAGCUCUUUCUUCCACGACCCACUCGACACGGUCAUUUGUGCACUCUACUAUGCCGCAAAACACAUUAUAUGUCGCCCAUGUGUAAUAUAUGCGGCAUCCACAGAAUAUCAACAUUUACCGGAUUAUGUUGUUGCCAACUGCAAACAUUGCAUUGAGGCUUGUCGACAAUUUGUUCACAUGACCUCGUCCUUCCUUAAGAAAAGGACGCCUGGCGCUUGGCUCGGCAUACAAGCACUGUUUGCCGCUAUCUUAACACUCUCGGUAUCGAAAUGCACUCCAUCUAUCGAAGAAUUUGUGCCGGACUUCUACGAUUUGAUUCAGCAGGCUAUCCAGGUUGUCGAGGUCUGGGCCGAUUACUGCGCGCACAAUCUCGCAAACUGGGGCUCGCCCGAAGAGGCCUUCAGCAUCUCAUGUCAUCUCUCUCCAGCCUGGGAGCAACUGCCGAUCGAAAUGGGGGUAAUGGCUUUCGGAUCACCCCUCAAAGCCUGGAUGCGGUUGUUUGCGACACAUAAACCUGCAGUGGCUUGGCUUUCUUUCGACAGAACUAGCGAGUUUCGGACAGAAGGGAUUCGCAAGGUCUUACCCAAGACUAGCGUUUGGGCACAACUGGGCAGCGUGCUGGCUGCUCUAGAUAUUGCCAAAGUGUGUCAUCCCGAUGCCUGA
This is a messenger RNA of Aspergillus caelatus, 2022 nucleotides long. Its product is annotated as fungal specific transcription factor domain-containing protein. NCBI's taxonomy places the organism in Eukaryota, Fungi, Ascomycota, Eurotiomycetes, Eurotiales, Aspergillaceae. Gene Ontology annotation, molecular function: zinc ion binding; DNA binding. Bases 1 to 2022 code for a protein of 673 amino acids. The record is from RefSeq and is a predicted model, not a curated record. Gene Ontology annotation, biological process: DNA-templated transcription. The transcript is spliced from 5 exons.